AGAGUAAAGCUUAACUUGCSUGAAGUUGAGUAACACAGCGGAUUACUGUUAGUUCAAAGAUGAAUUUCAAAGCAUGGAUAUCUCUUCUUAUUUUCGUAUUGAAAUCUCAAGAAAUAACUUGUUCCUCAAUUCGAUCUAAAGCUCGUACUUUCGAAAUGCAUCCUAACAAACUUCUACAGCUGCCACAAGGAAUGGAACAGAAGUCAACCCAAGUAGACGACGCAAUGGAGUGCGUGUUCUCUUGCACCAGUACAGAGUGGUGUCGUUCGGUUAAUUUUAAGAUCAAACCACUUGAAAACGGUCUUCAYGUGUGUGAGCUUCUCUCUUCUGAUCGGUUCACAAACGGUACAACCACAAAGCAAGAUAAUGCUUUCUGUCAUUACAGCAAAAAGUUUUUUGAGUGCCGUCAAGGGAAUCSUUGUCGUAAUGGUGGUCAGUGCAUUUACUAUGACAACAUCUAUGACUAUCGUUGUGUUUGCGCAAAAUGGGCCACAGGAAGGCAUUGUGAAAGUAUAGACCCAAGCUGCAGCAUCGCUCUUGGUAUGGAAAGUAAGGAAAUCACUGACGCCCAGAUCACAGCGAUCAACUACUAUUUACAGUACUAUCCAUACACAGCAAGGUUGAAUCUCGCAAUAAAAGGAUGGGCACCGACUAGCAACUAUGUCGACAACUGGGUACAAGUCGAUUUGCUCAAAGUUACAGUCAUAACGGGCAUUGCAACCCAAGGUCGAUUAGAUAAUUCCAAUCACAUCAAGACCUAUUCCGUGUCAUACGGCAAUGAUGGAAGCAGCUUCACAAACUACGAGGGAGGAAAAGUAUUUACUGGUAACAAUAACAACCAUGUAGCUGUUCAAAAUAACUUUAAUCCUGUCAUUAACGCCAGAUACUUCAGAAUUAUCAUUAAAACGUGGAACGSYUACCAACAGUUAAGAAUGGAGCUGUAUGGCUGUAAAUGAACCAAUGCCAUAGCGAUUCCAUAGGGGGAGGAUACGGGGCGAUAGGGGAGAGAUGGAAGGGGGCUGGAGAAGUGCACUAAAAAAAACCUGAUAGCUGAAAGCACAGUAGACGAAUUCCAAAGUAUUUUAGACAGAAAGCGUAAGUUAGCUCGGGCACUGAUUACUGAUCUUUUUGUAAAAUAUAUCUGUCGGUUGAACYUGAUUUUUCGUUAUUUUUCGGAUGUUCCCUGGACGAACGUCCAAAAUAUAAUAAGUCGAUGCAUAUAAUGGAUGAGUUUCGCGAUCUUUGACACUGCGUGUUACUUAAUUGUUGUGUGUAAAUUAUGCUGAAAUUUAGAUAAAACUCGUGAGAAUUCAAACUAUUAUUUCAUUUACGACUUUCCACACUCAGGGUCAGUGACCACGAACGAAACAUUUAAGCGAGGCUUCAAGAUACACUGAUCAGGAUCUAUUCUUUUGUGCUAACUGUACCUCUCGGUUCUGAAGAGUAGACUAAGGGCACUGUUUACAUGAGAUA
Messenger RNA from Exaiptasia diaphana, 1473 nucleotides. RefSeq names its product EGF-like repeat and discoidin I-like domain-containing protein 3. The coding region runs from base 60 to 956 and encodes 298 amino acids. The transcript is spliced from 3 exons. Lineage: Eukaryota; Metazoa; Cnidaria; Anthozoa; Actiniaria; Aiptasiidae. The record is from RefSeq and is a predicted model, not a curated record.